This is a messenger RNA of Naegleria fowleri, 486 nucleotides long. RefSeq lists its product as uncharacterized. Bases 1 to 486 code for a protein of 161 amino acids. The record is from RefSeq and is a predicted model, not a curated record. NCBI's taxonomy places the organism in Eukaryota, Heterolobosea, Eutetramitea, Acrasida, Naegleriidae. The transcript has a single exon.
AUGAUCCGACGAUCCUCCUCAAGUCAUCUUCCUCAUGACUCCCCUUUGAGUGUCGUCAGGUUGUUCCGCACAGGUUUGAAAAACCUACUCAAUGUUCAUCACGAUCAUCACCACCAAUAUUACUACCUGUAUUCAUCAUCCCUAAAUCUAAAGCAAAAUUCCAAAAUGAUGAUCGUAACCGAUUUUUCAAACCAAAAUCAUCAUCAAAGAAAUGUUUCUUUUAUUAGUCCCGGAAUGUUAGAUGAAUAUGGAGAGGAAGAAAAAGAUCGUGCUCCAUUGGAUGCUCGUGAAAUUAUAUCGAGAAUUAAAACUUGUCGUCAAUUAGAAGAACACCAUGAUGGCAUCACCUUGUUCAAAGAUCCCUUGAAUCAUCUCAUCUAUGGAACCACGAAUGGUCCUCAUAGAAAAAAGUUCCAACAUCGAUGGAAUUCAACAUCGAUGACACGAAUGAAAAGAAGAACUGCUCAACCUUCUGCUUCUUAUUAG